UAUGCGAAGAUGAGGGGUAAGAAGAACAAGCCCCUCUCCAGCAUCGGGAAGAGGACAGUACGGGUUGUGGAGAAAUGUGUCUCCGCUACUCCUCCUUCCCCGGUCACUGAGCCCUCGAGGAUGGCCUCCCCGACUACCUCGAUGGAAGAAAUCACUCCUCUUUGGAAAAGGCCCUAGGUGGAGGAUAAGGGAAAGGACAAAGCCAAUUCUCGGUCGUCUUCUGUUUUUGACGAUGCUGGCCUUGGAUUGUCGAUGGCACAGGAGUCUUUCUCUAUUGAGGAGCUAAAGGUCUUCUUGAGGGUGCCCUCUCAUGAGAUUGUGGGUCAUCACAUCCAUAAACUCGUUCAGGUGCUAGGGGAGAGUCUUCACAUCACUUCUGAAUACCUUACUCACGAAGCCAAAAUUGCUUCGGCAGUGUCCAGGGUGGAGGCUCUGGAGGCAGAAAAUUCUAAGUUGAAGAAAGAUAUAAUUGUUGUUAUGGACGAAGCCAACACCAUCAAGGAGAAGGUCAAGGCUUUAGGGGACGACUCCAGAGCGGAGAGACAGGUCACACAGGAGAAGGAUGAGUAACUCCAGGCUGCUAAGGAGAAGCUGAAGACCAUUGCCGCCAAGGCCGUCGUGGCUUUCCAACAAAAUGAGAAGUACAAAACUGUACUCUUCAGCUGGUACUACAAGGGCUUUGAGCUCCUUUGUCGGUACCUGGUCAAACAUCCUUCUGGAGUAGACCUCAAGAACUUGGACAUGGAGGUAGUUGACCAGGAGAUGGCAGCGAAUGAGGCCUCCCAAUCCACGACUCCUGCUAAAGAUGCUCCUAGAGACGUUCAUUUGCCCCCUCCUGAUGGUGAUGAUGUAGCUACUGCCUAAACCUGCUUUGUGUUCAUCUACAUAUAUAUAUUGUUGCCUAGUGUGUUUUAGGCCUUUUUUCAUUCUAC
Quercus lobata is the source of this 932-nucleotide messenger RNA. RefSeq lists its product as uncharacterized. The transcript is spliced from 2 exons. Lineage: Eukaryota; Viridiplantae; Streptophyta; Magnoliopsida; Fagales; Fagaceae. The record is from RefSeq and is a predicted model, not a curated record. Bases 253 to 570 code for a protein of 105 amino acids.